GGAUGGGUAGGGGUGUGACCUGGCAAAGAUUUGCUGAGCCUCACUCUCCUUAAUCCUGGAUUUGGACAUUGUGCUCGAAUGAAAGCCUCAGAACCAGACUGAAGUGCUUUCAGGGGUGUAGUGGAGUCGUCCUUUGAGUGUGUGGAGUGAUGGUACUUGAGGAUGCUGUUCCCCCUGCCCCUGAGGGUGGCCUGCAGUCUGCUGGGCUGGUUCUCCCUCUACAAGUGGUUCUGCCACCGCUACAGGCACCGGAAUUCCGAGUGGAGCUGCAGGCUGGUCACCCUGACCCAUGGCAUCCUUGCCACCUGUCUCUCUGCUUACAUUGGCUUUAUUGAUGGGCCCUGGCCUUUGAGCCACCCAGGAUCACCCAACACGACCCUUCAGGUGCACGGGCUGUGCCUUAGCUUGGGCUACUUCCUCUUCGACCUGUGCUGGUGCGUGUACUUCCAGACGGAGGGUGCCCUGAUGCUGGCCCACCACCUGGUGAGCAUCGUGGGCAUCGCGGCCUCGCUGGCCCUGGGCGAGUCGGCCGCCGACGUCAACGCCGUGAUCUUCGGCAGCGAGAUCACCAACCCGCUGCUGCAGGCCCGCUGGUUCCUCAAGGAGACGGGCUCCUACCACACCCUGGCGGGCGACCUGGUGGAUUUCUGCUUCGUGCUCCUGUUCACCGGCGUGCGCAUCGGGAUGGGCGCCUGGCUGAUGUACUGCGAGCUGGCCUCGCCCCGGCCCCGCUGGUACAUCAAGCUGGGGGGGGUCGUCAUGUACGCCGUGUCCUGGGUGUUCAUGCUCAGCAUCUGCCGCUUCGCCAGGAGGAAGAGCAUGAAGAAGUACCGGGCGUGGAGGAGCCGGAGGGGCGGCGAGCUGUGCCUGAAAACCAACGGGCACCUGAAGACCCACUGAGGGCGGUGCUGGGGAAGGACUUCCUCGAGUCCACGCUGCCUGAGGUCGGGAGAGGAGCCAGCACACGUUAGCAGUCCUGGAGACAGAUUCAUCCCUGGUGCAGCUCCACUGAAAUCCGUGGAGCUGUGCCGUGGAUUCGUUGGGGCAGCAGCGUUUGGCCUGGCGGGGGCUGGGUGAGCACACGCUGGGUGGCACGAGGGAAAGAAGGGCUAAUUUUAUAUACUGACCAUUAACUAGUCCAGCAGUGCAGGUGUAGAUAGUGGUGUGAGUAGAAAACUCCUUCAGCACCGGUAGAACCUUGGAGAGGAGAGGAGGAGGUAACAGUAGGUCUUCAUGUUCAGUGUCCUGUGCAGUGUAGGCAGCUAGGAGUGUUCAUACUGGUAGGAAGAAGCAUGUUCUAGUGUUGCAUCAAAUUCCUGGCUCUUCCACCAACUCCCUGUGUGACCUUGGGCAAGUCACAUAACUCUAACUCUGUGCCUAAUUCCCCAUCUCUGUGACUUGGGGGUGAUGGAGCUGAUCCAUCUGUGUUAUGCACUUUCAGAUUUUUCCUUGAGAGGUGCUACGUAAAUGCAGAGUGAUGGUUGUUACCUGCACUUCGUUCAUUAUCCCGGUGUUCCCUUUGGGAGAAACGGCUUUGGUGGUUGAGCUGGAGUGUGACUCUAGAAAAAUCAAUAUUUUAGGUAGGUUGUUGUUUCCUACCCUUUCUAGUUCCUUUUAAUAACUUAUUUAUUAACAUAUUGAUAACUUAUUUUUCUGUAGUGUCCAGAAGCUCUAAUCAGCACUGGAGCCUUACAGGACUAGAGGUGCUCUGUGAAUACACCCAAAGACACAGCCCCUGAUGGGAAAUGCUUUUAUAACUUCUCCCUCUUCAUCCCUGACUGUUAAAACUCCACCCAUCCCCUACAAAACACUCCUUUUAGCUCCUUGAGUGACUCUCUGUUGUGAGAAGCCCCAUCAGGACUUGCCAGUGAGGGGUUUUCUGGCUGAUUUGUCUGCAGAACACCACAAUUCCCUCUGCUGUGACCUGAUCUUGGCUCUCCUUCAUCUGAAUUGAUGCCUUGACCUCUGGGCUUUGAAUUCACUUUGUCUCCCUCACUGGAUCUGUGUCACUUUAUAAAACGAGCAUUUAUAGGCUCAGGGAGACUUAUUUUACAACUUGAUAAUUAAAGAAGCAGAGAGGCACAGAAUGUGGCCUUUUUUAAUCAAAAAAAAAAAAAAAAAAAGUGAGCCUGACUGGGAGAAAAAAAUAAUCAUUACUUAUCUGGUCCCAUUUGCAGGGAAAAAUUAUCCCCAGUUGGCAGCUUCUGGUGUUUGUUCCACUGCAUAUUCUUCAGCUGUUCCUUUGUUGUUGCUGUCAUUAUUAGGAUCAUUUCAUCUGAGCCUCAGCACCAGCUCUCCAGUGCAGCUCAGGGCCUGAGCCUCCCCUGCUGCAGCCAAAGACCUGGAGAGCCCAAAAAAAAAGCCCUUCAGGUGAGCAGAGCCAAGUGGGGAGCUGGUCCUGAAAAGGAACCUUGGCUCAUCCAGCACUACUGAGCCUUGAAGGGGGACAAGAAGGAAGGGCUUGUUGGGGCUUGCUGGUUCUUUCCCAGCUCUCCUGAGCGUGUCAAGGAGCCUUUUUUUGGCCUCAGCUUACCCACUUUCUGCAGUGGGUACAGCAUUACCUACCUCGUGGGGUGUUUCCAUUUGGCACCGAGCCCCCUUUGAUGAAUGUUGGGUGGUUUGUGCUGCGUAAAAGCAAAAUGCUGGUGCUUUGAGCCAAGCACUUCUCGCUGUGACCCAUCAGCAGCACUUCUGUCAGCUGGACAUGGCACUUCCCAGCAUCUGCUUGCCUCCCAGGAGCCGAGUCCGAGGUGUUUUGUGAAGGUGCUUUGUGGGCAGGAGCCAAAGGGACUAAAGCACGUGCUGCUUCUGGUUCACAUGGACCCCCCUCCGAGGCUGAAGGAAGGAUGUCUGGUGGGUUUUCCCUGGCAAGGAUUGUGGUAAAUCUGGAGCCAGAAGAGUUUUCAGCAGCUGGCCUGACCAGGGAAAGGGGCUUUCAGCAGCAAGGCCUGAAGUGAGGUAGGUGAGAACAGCCUGCUUGUUUCUCAGUGCAGCUGUUGGACUUGCCCACCAAGAAGAGCUUCCUGAGCAGCCCUGGUAUUUUGGGCUCUGAGGUUUGGUGUGCAGUUUGUUGGUGGUUACCUGGACAUCCCACACCUGCCCAGGGGAACGAGGACGCCACUGACUGCAGGUACCUGUGAAACACCUUGUGUGGAGAUGUUUGGAAUUACAGUGGUCCCCCUUUCUUUGAGCUGGGGGGGAACUUGGUUGGAAGGAGAACAUGGAUCAGUGGCUUCAGAAGUUAAACAAAGGGCACCAGCAAACAAAAGGGCAGUUAGGAACAGCACAGACUCACACUCCCAGAAGUACAACUCCCAAGCUGUGGAGCACAGGGUGGGACCUGUCCUCAGGCUAGUCCAUAGUGGCUAGAGCAAACUGUGAGAGGAAACUGCAGAGCUAGCGUGGAAUAAUAACUUGUGUUUGAAUUACUGUGUAAUAGCAACUAAUGUUCCACCAGUGAAUGGUGUAGAUGCUUUGUAUUAUGUUUUAUAAAAUAAAGAUUAUUUAAUUAUA
Messenger RNA from Myiozetetes cayanensis, 3513 nucleotides. RefSeq names its product TLC domain containing 5 (gene TLCD5). The coding region runs from base 163 to 900 and encodes 245 amino acids. Lineage: Eukaryota; Metazoa; Chordata; Aves; Passeriformes; Tyrannidae. Gene Ontology annotation, cellular component: membrane. The record is from RefSeq and is a predicted model, not a curated record. The transcript is spliced from 3 exons.